GUUCCUUAGUCAUAACUUAAUUUGUCUAGUAAUUAUCUUGCGUUAACAAAUCAUUGCAUAUCUCUGGAUAAAUCGGCUUCUUUUCCGUAAAAUGGCUGUCUUUCAUGAUGAAGUGGAAAUAGAAGAUUUUACGUACGAUGAAGAGAAGGAACUCUAUCAUUAUCCUUGCCCGUGUGGAGAUCGAUUUGAGAUCACAAAGGAGAUGCUGGAAAUGGGAGAAGAUGUUGCUACGUGUCCAAGCUGUUCCUUGAUUGUUCGCGUGAUCUACGAUCCUGACAUGUUCGUCAAUAUGGAAACAUCAACGAUGCCACCACAGCAGGCUGUUGCCACCAAGAAUUGACAGCUUGUUUAUCACUGUGUUAUAUCCUUUCGAUCUAUUUAUCUGUUCAAAAUAUAAUCAUCGUUAUUAGUAACAAACGCGGGUAAAAGAUUUCUGUUGUUCUCUUAUGU
This is a messenger RNA of Cylicocyclus nassatus, 450 nucleotides long. The record is from the annotation of a GenBank genome assembly. Lineage: Eukaryota; Metazoa; Nematoda; Chromadorea; Rhabditida; Strongylidae.